This is a messenger RNA of Exserohilum turcica Et28A, 2943 nucleotides long. RefSeq names its product glycoside hydrolase family 36 protein. The record is from RefSeq and is a predicted model, not a curated record. The transcript has 5 exons. Lineage: Eukaryota; Fungi; Ascomycota; Dothideomycetes; Pleosporales; Pleosporaceae. The coding region runs from base 192 to 2795 and encodes 867 amino acids.
CUGCGUCUCGUGCCUUCGUGUACACCGUCACUUACCUAGCCAGCGCAAUCAGACAGCAAUCACACAUCAAUUCAUCCUUCUGCCUCCGUCUCUUGCCACUGUGCCCGCCCCUCCGUGUCCUCCUGCUCUAACAGCACAGCUUACUUGUCAGAGGAAUACCUACUUACGUUGGAACCUCAUAUCCAGCCGCCAUGUACGCUGCUCUGAGCUGUUACCCGCCGCUGGGCCAGACGACCACCAUUCCUUCAGACCGAGACUCGGUCAGGUUCACAGUAGUCAUCCAGAGCUCGGUUCUUUCGGAAAAGACCUGGCAAGUGGCCCUGUGGCACAACUUUGACACGUCCGAUCAAUGGACCAGCUCUAGCCUUAGUCCAACCAACGAGCCUACUGUGACGGCCGUCAGCCCGUAUCAAUCCGACACUCAACAUCAGUACUUUACGAUUGAGCUUGCUGGUCGUCCAAAACAUGCCGCUUCAGUAUCGUUCACUAUUACUUUUCGAGCAGCAGAGAAUGAACCCUGGAAAUGGGCAAACGAGCACUUUUCCACCUCUGAUGGUCGUCUGAUCUAUCAGUCGUCAGAGCCGCUGCAAGAGAGCCUGACAUUUUACCUUGAAAACCUUCCUCCAUUCCUCACAGUUGCAAAAGAGCAAAGCGACACGCCAAAUACGCUGCUUUGGGAUGUCAGCUAUCCAAUUGGAGCAGCCUCUGGAAGAACACAAGGCCAAUCGCGGGAAAAGCUAGGGAAACCUAACAAUGUCUCCCGCUGGUUUGCCGAAGUUCGCCUAUGGGGUCCUUGGAUUGCUCCCAGACAAGGCAAAGACCGCUUCCAGCCUGACAAAGACGCCAUUCUGGCUGCAUUCGAGCGCCACGACGGGUCACAUCUGGUAGUGCUAGCAGUGAGUGGGGUCAAGGACGUCCUUACUAUCCUCACUCACGACGGCAAUGGAGGGAUUGUGAUGAACUCCACAAACGAUGGUCAAGAAGAUGGCACUGUUCGUGUUGUUGCUGCAGUUGGCAAGGCCCUGGAAGAUGCAGUUGCAGCAUCCAUGUACUAUGCACGAAAGCUUGUCAUGGCGUACGAAAAGUCGACCGGACAAGUCAAUGAAGAGAUCAAGGCUCUCACUGACGAUUUCAAGCCACAAUGGCUGGAAAACUGGUACGAUGGAUUGUCGUACUGCACCUGGAACGGACUGGGUCAGAAGCUCACAGAGGACAAGAUCUUUGAUGCCCUGGAAUCGCUGCGCAAGAACGAGAUUAACAUCAGCAACCUCAUCAUAGACGAUAACUGGCAGUCGCUGAAUACCGAGAGCGGCGACCAAUUCAACAACGCUUGGGUGGAAUUUGAAGCUAACAAGAAUGGCUUUCCUCGUGGCCUCAAGGCCACCGUUGGCGAUAUCCGAAGCAGGAAUCCACACAUUCGACACGUUGCUGUCUGGCAUGCCAUGUUUGGCUACUGGGGUGGUGUCGCCCCCGGGGGACGCAUAGCCAAAGAAUACAAGACGAAAGUGGUCAAGCUGAAAGACGGAGUCUCAGGCGGCCAGAUCAUGGUCGUCGGCCAAGAAGACGUUGAUCGCUUCUACAAGGACUUUUACCAGUUCUUGUCGUCGUGUGGAGUGGAUUCCGUAAAGACGGACGCCCAAUUCUUCCUCGACGAACUCCAGGACGCAGAUGACCGGCGCGAACUGAUCAAGUCCUACCAGGACGCCUGGUCCAUUGCUCAACUCCGCUACUUCUCUGCGCGAGCCAUAUCCUGCAUGUCGCAAGCUCCUCCUUUGAUGUUCUACUCUCAGUUCCUCUCCAACAGACCACGCAUGUUGCUGCGAAACUCGGACGACUUCUUCCCUGAGGUGCCUGCAAGCCACCCAUGGCACAUCUUCUGCAACGCACACAACUCCAUCUUCACGCAGUACCUCAACAUCCUCCCCGACUGGGACAUGUUCCAAACCAGCCACGACUACGCAGCUUUCCACGCCGCCGGGCGCUGCGUAAGCGGCGGACCCAUCUACAUCACCGAUGUCCCCGGCCAGCACGACGUCGACCUCAUCACGCAAAUGACGGGAAACACGCCUCGCGGCGACACGGUCAUCCUGCGUCCACACACAGUCGGCAAAACGACCAGCGCAUACAACGCCUACGACGAUGCCGUGCUCCUCCGCGUCAACACGUAUGUUGGCAUGGCACACACAGGCGUGUCGAUUCUCGGUGUCUUCAACUGCACCCACAAGCCCAUUGCCGAACUCAUCGCCCUCGACGCCUUCCCCGGCGCCGAAAAAGGAACAUACGUCAUCCGCUCGCAUUCGGACGGCCAAGUCAGCAAGCCCACAAGCGUAGCCUCCAACGCCGCAUUCGUCCAUGUCGAUCUGCCCGUUCGCGGCUGGGACAUUCUGUCUGCAUUCCCACUGCUGUCGUUUACCCUGCAGCGCGAAAAGGGACUCGACGCACAGGGCCCCGCCGACAUUAGCGUGGCGAAUCUGGGUGUCGUGGGUAAAAUGACAGGGGCUGCUGCAAUCAUCAAUACGGACUCGUAUAUCGAGCGCAACUCUGGCCGCCUGAGGGUCUGGACGAGUUUGAAGGUGCUAGGUACUUUUGGCCUCUAUAUUUCCCAUCUGCCCAAACGCUCCAUUGAAAAAGACUUUUUUGCCGUCAUUUUCGGUCGCCCCGUCCCCGCGCAUUGCGUCAGGGUGAGCGACGAAUGCGAAAACGUGCUGGAGAUUGAUACGGCGAGGGCGUGGAAGGAGUCGGAUUCAAAGGCUGGCUGGAGCAAUGAGGUUGUUGUCGAGGUGAUUAUUCGAUGAAGCCACGGUAUGCGGGUUCUGUUUAUUGUUUGUUUGUUUGUUUGUUUGCGUCUUUCUCCUCUCUCGUCUUGCGUGUCUAGGGGUUGGAUGUCGAUGAUGGUGGAGUGAAAAGGUGUGCUUGACUGUCGUACUUGAAUAUGAAAACGUC